Molecule: messenger RNA, 463 nt
Organism: Macroventuria anomochaeta
Lineage: Eukaryota; Fungi; Ascomycota; Dothideomycetes; Pleosporales; Didymellaceae
Exons: 1
Coding region: 90-374 (94 amino acids)
Source: RefSeq, a predicted model, not a curated record
UGUCCUGCCCGACUUACUGUCUUUCGUGACACCGUCUCGGUAAGGGCAUCACACCAUCUUGCCGUCACGUGUGCGGCUGAGAGGGCAAGAUGUUCGCAUUCGUUUUGAUAGGUGUUGCCUACUGCAUCACCUUCUGUCACGGUUUAGGGUGCUCCUGCCUGUCGUACCUCACUUGCCAUGAGAGUGACUGCCACGUCACACUAGCGUUGUUUACAGCUACACACCUAUACUUACUGUUUGUAUCUUCAUACAAUACAACCUCAGUUCAAUCCUUCAAUAUUUCCGCACAUGCGCACUGGUCACUCACGAUCUACCGCGACACCUUCUCAAGCUGGCAAGCCAGCGGACCUUCAAGGAGUGAUCAAAAUGAAUGAUCUGGCAGAGGGCGGAUGCUGCGGACCGAGCCGCAAGCAGCUGUUUGAGAAUGUAGAAUUAAUUCAACAGCACAUGUCGGCACUUCCGU